Molecule: messenger RNA, 1005 nt
Organism: Microplitis mediator
Lineage: Eukaryota; Metazoa; Arthropoda; Insecta; Hymenoptera; Braconidae
Gene: P5cr-2
Product: pyrroline-5-carboxylate reductase 1, mitochondrial
Exons: 6
Coding region: 181-999 (272 amino acids)
Biological process (GO): L-proline biosynthetic process
Molecular function (GO): pyrroline-5-carboxylate reductase activity
Source: RefSeq, a predicted model, not a curated record
AUUUAUUUCUUAUUAAAAGUUAGCAAGAUAAAUGUUUAAUGUCAGCGACCCGAAAGAAAGGAAAGGUCACUGGGGCUGUCUAGAUAAUCACAGGCUUGCGAAUAGAGAGCACUUUGCAUUUACAUAAAAAAAAUAUAUAUUUAUAAAUAUUAACAUAAUUAAUAUUAAUAAUUAGCAAUAAUGAAAAUCGGUUUCUUCGGUGGUGGAAAAAUGGCACACGCUUUAGCAAAGGGAUUCAUUAAAGCCGGCCUAUGCAAGGGGGACUCAUUGAUAGCGAGCUGUUUGCCCAGCGAUUUAAAAAGCAAACAGGCAUUCGAGACUAUUGGGUCGAAAGUUGUUUUUUUGAAUAAACAAGUUGCAGAACAUGGAGAUGUUUUAAUUAUUUCAGUAAAACCGCAGGUUGUUAAUAAAAUUUUACCGGAAAUAAAGACUUGUGAUAAAUUAAUAAUUUCAAUAGCUGCUGGUACAUCUAUUGAUAAUUUAGAAAAAAAUUUACCAAAAGGUACACCAGUAAUCAGAUUAAUGCCAAACAUACCAGUAUCCAUUGGUUAUGGAGCGACAGUAUUUAAAAGAGGAUCAUUUGCUAACGACCAGCAUGCAGAUUUAGUUAAAAAACUAUUUAAAUCAAUGGGAAUAUGCGAAGAAAUCGAUGAAGAUGAAAGUGUUCUGGACACAGUAACAGCUCUCGCUGGUUCGGGACCAGCCUACGUCUACAUGAUGAUCGAAUCAUUGGCAGACGGUGCCGUAAAAAUGGGAAUGUCCCGUCAAUUGGCCUACAAACUGGCAACUCAAACAGUUUUAGGAGCUGGGGCGAUGGUCAAUCAUCACCAGAAUAUCAGCGGAGGCUGUCAUCCAGCUCAGCUAAAAGACGAUGUUGCAUCUCCAGCCGGUUCUACAAUAAUGGCAAUUCAUCAUUUGGAAAAAAACGGGAUGCGGUCAGCUGUCAUCGGAGCUAUCGAAGUUGCGACUUUGGCUUGCAGAACAUUUACCAAAAAAUAAUACAUA